Molecule: messenger RNA, 519 nt
Organism: Prunus armeniaca (apricot)
Lineage: Eukaryota; Viridiplantae; Streptophyta; Magnoliopsida; Rosales; Rosaceae
Source: the annotation of a GenBank genome assembly
AUGAGCUACGUCCACGGAGAAGGUGACGGGGUGCCGAAGGCAUCGCUCUCGUCUAAUGAUGACAGGGUGCCGAAGGCAUCUCUCUUGUCAAAUGAUGACGGGGUGCCGAAGGCGUCACUCUUGUCGGAUGAUGACAGGGUGCUGAAGGCAUCGCUUUUGCCAAAUAAUGAUAGGGUGCCGAAGGCAUCUCUCUUAUCAAAUGAUGACAGGGUGCCGAAGGCAUCUCUCUUGUCAAAUAAUGACGGGGUGCCGAAUGCAUCGCUUUUGUCAAAUAAUGACAAGGUACCGAAGGCAUCUCUCUUGUCAAAUGAUGACAGGGUGCUGAAGGCAUCGUUUUUGUCAAAUAAUGAAAGGGUGCCGAAGGCAUCUCUCUUGUCAAAUGAUAACGGGGUGCCGAAGGCAUCGCUCUUGUCAAAUGAUGACGGGGUGCCGAAAGCAUCGCUCUCGUCGAAUCAAGAUGCUUGUAGAACAAGCUUACCAAUGGUUAUUUCUGAUGAUCAUAUAUGCCAAAGGCAAUAA